AUGGAUCCUGUCGACGAGACGCACGGCGCCGAGAUGAGCACCGUCGCCUCCCGGGUCGCGUCCAUCUGCGCCCUGGUCGACGUAGCACCGGACGAGACCAUGAGCGCCAGACGAGUUGCCGCCAUCUCCGCCAUGAUCCACGACGUCACGGACGAGACGACGACCAGCAGCAGGAUCAAGAGGAAGCGGAGGCGCAUGGGCAGCGCACGCAGCUACGAGGAGACGCGCACGCUCCGCGAGACUGAGUACGACCUCGUCUCCAAGGCGCGCCACCGCGCCACUGGCCAGACCGUCGUCCUCAGGGCCCUCCAGCCCGUCUGCGGCAUCUCGGUCGGCGUGCUCCUGCACGAGGCCUGCAUCAUGGCGGCCUGCCGCGGCCACCCCAACAUCGUCGCUCUCCACGGCAUGGCGCGCGCACCCGGCACCAGCGACUACUCCAUCGUCACCGAGUUCGUCGGCCCGACCCUGGAACGCGCCCUCCACGACCGCAUCGGGCGCCUCGGCCGCCCGUUCACGGAAGCCGAGGUGCGCGGCAUCAUGCGCCAGCUGCUGUCCGGCGCCGCCGCCAUGCACAGCCACGGCAUCAUCCACCAAGACAUCACUCCCAAACACAUCUUCGUGAGCGGCACCGGGGACGACGACGACACCGCUCUCACCGUGAAGAUCGGCCACUACGGGUCGGCGAUGUCAACGGCCGAGCCGGACGCCUACGACAGGUACAGAUUCGCCGGAACGUGGGAGUACAUGGCGCCGGAGACAAAAGUGUGGACGGACUAUGGCACACGCGUCGACACCUGGUCCCUGGGCUGCGUCAUGGCCGAGCUCCUCACCGGCGAGAGGCUCUUCGAGGUGGUGAAGGGCUUGGCAACCAACCAGCUCUACAAGAUCUUCGACCUGCUCGGCGUCCCAGGCAAGAAGGCGUACAGGGAAUUUAAGGCGCCCAGCACGGACGAGUUGGUGGACCUGUGGCGGCGAGAGCAGCAGCAGCGAGCGCAGCACCGUAGCCGGCUGCGGGAAAAGAUCCCGGAGAAGACGCUAUCUAAGGAAGGGUUCGAGGUUUUGAAGGGGCUCCUCACCUGCAUCCCUAGCAAGCGGUUGGAUGCGGCCGCCGCGCUCCAGCUUCCCUGGUUCGCGCACACCGAACACCAUUCUUCGGUUCCGGUAGUUGCUGCAGAAGUUUCCAAGAGCGGUGGUGCGGCAGCGGGCAUCUGA
Molecule: messenger RNA, 1212 nt
Organism: Lolium rigidum
Lineage: Eukaryota; Viridiplantae; Streptophyta; Magnoliopsida; Poales; Poaceae
Product: putative cyclin-dependent kinase F-2
Exons: 1
Coding region: 1-1212 (403 amino acids)
Biological process (GO): intracellular signal transduction; protein phosphorylation
Cellular component (GO): cytoplasm; nucleus
Molecular function (GO): ATP binding; MAP kinase activity
Source: RefSeq, a predicted model, not a curated record